GAGCCCCAGCGGUGCAUCCUCUGACCGACUGCAGCCACAGAGCAGCAGCAGCAGCGCGCCUGCGCAGUGCAUCCAGGGAAGCUCGGCUGAGAUCGGUGCUGAAGCGGGGCGGAUGGCUGGAAAAACAGCGGCGAUGGACACGAUUACACCGCGGGAUUCCCGUUCGCCAUGUCUUUAAAUAGGCGUCGCGACGCCGCGUUUUCACGCCCAUCACUGUAGGACAGUGACAUCCCAGCGUAAAGGGAUGCCGCACAUUCGCUGCUCUCUCAAGUCGAGGAAGGAUCCGUUUUGUUGAGGUCCGAGGAGACCGACGCGGUGGGAAGUAAGCGAGAAGGGUCGUCACACCUCACUUCGUCUCUCGCGUUCCCCUCCUGUGCCCGUCGGUCAGGGAUGGUGACACCAGUAACCUCUCCUCCUCUCCGUGGUGACAAGUACCUCCGCGCCUCGUCCCACCGCUCCCGCGAGCCCAAGAGCCAGCACGCUUGCCGAGCGGACACUGAGACACUCCGUCAGUCACUUUGUCAACCAGCUUGCUAUCACCCAGCAACCUAUUACCUCACGCCAUGACUGCUUUGUCUGACCUGUGUUUAGGAACUCAUUAAUUCAUGCCCCACAGCGUGAGUGGAGUGGAGAUGAGAAAAAGGCAGGCGGCUCACAUCGAGGCCCCGCCCCAGGCCCCUGGACAGCCUCGACCGAAUACCUGCUGCCUCUGCUGGUGCGGCUGCUGCAAGUGUUUGUGGAAUGAAGACAGAAUUGAGAGGAGCGAACGGCAGACCUGCACCAAGAUGGACAGUAUUGAAGCUGCUGGAGAACAACGUCCCAGUUUAGAAGAGUUGCUGUCGUGGUCACGGAGCUUCGAGAUGAUGCUGCGCUCGCUGGAGGGCCGAGAGGUCUUCCGAGACUUCCUGCGCUCCGAGUACAGCGAGGACAACCUGCUUUUCUGGUUGGCCUGCGAAGAAUUGAAAAAGGAGACCAACCCCUCUGUGGUGGAUGAGAAGGCCAGGAUUAUAUAUGAAGAUUACGUUUCUAUAUUGUCGCCCAAAGAGGUGAGUCUGGACUCUCGGGUCAGAGAAGGAAUAAACCAGAGCUUGACGGAGCCUAGCAACAUGAUGUACGAGGAGGCCCAGCUCCAGAUCUACACCCUGAUGCACCGGGACUCCUUCCCCCGUUUCCUCAACUCCUCCGUUUACAGAGACCUCCUGGACAGCAGGAGGCGCACCUGCCUCGACACCUAAACCUCGCCACCGUUCGUCAUUGCCAACGUACGCCAACGAGACUACUACUUAAAAACUUCAAAUGCUACUACGGUGCCAGAAGUCAGGUUUGGAAGAAAAUAAGCAAAGUCUCUCUCUCUGUUCUGACGGGGGGGGGAAAAAAAGGCAAAAACAAUCUUAAAUAACAUCCAAGACAGCUGGUUGAGUUAUUUUUUGUUUGUUUGUGUUUUUUUAUUUAUAUUUUUUAAGCAAUUUCUAUCCAGUUGUUCACUGGAGCUAGGUCGGCCUUUGCUGGCUGGUUAAUUGGUCGCUUUGAGACCAUUAUUGCUGGCCAGUGAUUGUUUUGCUAGCAAUUUGUGCUGUUUCGUUUGAUUCGAGCGGCCGACUCCACCCUCGUCAGCGGUCGGUUUGAACGGCCGACCCGAUGCGCUGGUUGAGCGUGGACAAGGACUCCUCAGGUGGUGAGGACACAGAGAAGGAGAGAGACGUAAAGGACAAACCCACUGUUCCCGUACUGUAAUAAUCCAACCUCAUUCUUUCUUUACCCUCACUUUACUGCUUUGUCCUUACUUGCCGGUUGUUGUCCCACCUCACCAUUGUUUUUUUGUUUUUUUUUCUGUUUUAUACCUCCUCACUGUCCAAACAUGACACCCAGUGGCUGGUUGGAGUGGGAGAAUCUUUGCCUUUUUAACCAGUUGAAGCAUCGGCUCUCUCUGCAUGCAGCUCUCUCUCUCUUUUUCUAUCACUCUCUCCCUGUCUUUAUUGUAGCUUGACAAUAUAAGCCGCGGACUGCAACCUUUUCCGAGAGGUACUAAGGCUGGCUCUUACUGGUUGUAUACGCUCAGCGAAGGGGGGAAAAAAAAGGUAUGUCAGUUUUACCAAUACUGCAGUUUUUAUGGAGAGGUUUUCUCCAGCCCUUCUUCUUGUCCGUCCAUCCGUUUGUCCGAGCGUUUUCCUUCAUGUAACCGGGAGAAGUAAGGGCUAGAAUUGUGGUUGGGCAGCUACUUCUAACAUUAUAUAACUCACGAACUUCUCUCCGCUGAGAAGAAAAAAUCACAAUGCCUUUACGCGUAAAGGAAGGCGGCAGAAGCGCUGCCGCAGAUUUGCUGUGAAGCAACCACAGUUUGUCCAACAAUCCCUACCUCCCAUACUUUUUAAAAAAAAUUAUUUCUUUUUAAUCCCUCCCUCUUUCUCUCGCCUGCUCAAAGAACCCCCUACAGCUUGAGAAGCACAGGUGCCAAGUUUGGGCCAAAACUGCAAAUGGCGAAAACAAAAAUAAACCUUACAUUGUCUAGAUGAGCAGAGAAUUAUGGGAAGGAAAACGGUAGCAAUUUCCUUUGGUGCAGGCGUAAACAUGUGAGCUUUUUUUUAACCCCGGCCUUUGAAAGGCUUCAGCUUUAGACCUCGAGGUGUUGGAUUUUUAGAGGAUUGCUUAACUGGGUGCCAAAUGGGACUUCAAAGGUCCUGGGAAGAGGUUUUUGAUUUAUUAUUAUUUUUUUAAUGGAUCUGCUUUUUUCAGAGGGCUGGUUUAAUAAUGCUGAAAGGCUACAAUCCCAGGUUAGCAAAGAAAUCUGCUCCACACAAGCCUUUUUCACCUUAAACCAAAACGGUUUAACCAUGCUGUAGACGAGCAGAUGAUAGGAUGCUUGUGCUAAUCUUUCCUCCCACUGCCAGCCCUCACACACUCUGGUCUGUUUUUCUAACCUGACUUGAACAGCAUGCACUUAUAAAUGUGUGUGAGUGUGUGUGUGCGUGCGCGCGUGCGUGGAUGAGACACAAUAAAACACCGAACAGGAAUAGAAAAGUUAAGUUGCCAAAUGUCCUGUUAACAUGUUUAACAUACAAUGGACACUGUUUUUUUUUUUUUUUUCUUUGAAAUGAUAUGAACAUUUAAACAGAAACUUUGUUGUUACCUGUGGAUCUUCAGUAGAAAGUGCAUGAGUGCAGCGUAUAAGAUGCAGUUUUAUUACAACGAGCCUCUGUGUUCAUUGAUUUGAUGGAUAUGCGGAACCAGAUAGUCCGGUCGGGAGAGUGCUAAAUGUAUCGGUGACGCCGCUCUCACACAGAGGCGUCCAUGUUGACGCCUUCUCUAACUACCUGAUGUUCUUGUGCCAAUCUGGAUCUGCAGUAAAGCGACAUUUGCUUCCGAUUAGUGAGGGUUAGGCAUGGGCCGGUACAAUAACCGCGCUUUGACAGUAUUAACACAAAAAACUUUACGCAAGUACAUCCAACGGCAACCGAUUGCUUAAGUUUAUUUCCGCUGCCGUGAAAAAAACACGGCUGGGUGGUUUUUAGGGACAGCUGACGUUGCAGUUUUAUCGUUGAACGUUGUACGUCAUAAUUUCUUUUCCGUCACCACGAAGACCCCAACGCUCUUCCUGAACUUGAUGCAGUAAGGUCUUCAUCAGUCGUGGACAAAAGAAGUCUGUGAAAGUCAAUCUGAGUGGACAAAAACAUCACCAGAAAGGAGCAAUUCAGUGCAUGAAGAGUGAAAUUCUUAGUCUGAUCCAAUCACUCUCUGACCUUGUGAGCAUGAUUGUGAUUGAAUAUGUCGUGCAGCUUGAGGUAUGCAGUAAACUUUUGAUUUCUGCAAUUAUAAAAAUGUCCUAACAUUUAUUUAUUUUGAUACAUCAAGCAGUUUUUUUUUUGUUUUUUUUUUUUAGAAAAAAAAAGGCCUGCUAAAUUUAGUAGCUUUUGUUCAACUGCUUAUUGUAACAGAAUAUGGGACAGUUUGUUUAUUAAUGAGGCUAUCUGCCUGUGUAAUAACAAUUUGUCUCCUAACAUCCAAAUUUGUGUGGCAAGGGAAAAACAUAAGACGUCUAUCUUUCUGUGCUCAGCAACAGGUGGGAGAGGGACAGUACUCUGUUGUGUAACCAGAGAAAGCUCCAGCAAAGCCAACAUUUCUUCUGGCCCGGGUCAGCGUUGUUGACCUCUUUGGGUUACCUUAAACCUCAAAGACCGGCCCAUGCCUCGCGAGGGAAGAAUCUGAACCUCGUUGCUUUUCUAGUCCACAUAAAUUACACAGAACACUUUCUAGACUUUCGUCGAUCCAGAUGAAACUCAUUUCCACCAGAUUGUGACUGAUGUUGCUUGAUUGCGCGGAGUGAUGAGCUGUGCACAUGCAUGCGCCCCGUUGAUCAUCAAAGGCAAAUGAAUCAAAGAAUUUGUAAAAAAAAAAAAUUAAUUAAAAAAAAUCUGACGGUGAAGGUCAAGUUUCACGUACGAAACUCGUUUCUGUAGAAAAAUGUCAAAACUUGCGGUAGCUUUUCGUUUCGGCCAUUUUUUAAAAAUGGACUCCUGCUGGCAAAUCCCUCCUCUGCUCAAAUACGCUUGUAUGUUUUCUAUAUAUUAACUAACACAAGAAUGUCUCACCAGGAACCAGAUAACGAAAUUAUGGUGCAGUCAAACCGAGUUUACAUUCAUAAACAAUGAGAUGCGUGUAACCUGUUUAAAACGUGCGGCACGGCGGUGGGAGUUUAAUAGCCAGCCGGUUUGAAACUUGAUAGUGUUUCACAACAAGGACACAAGAAAGCAGAAACCUUAGCUUCUGCUGCUGUCGUCCUCUAAUUUAUUCCAACUUUUCCGCAGCGGGAGAAGUGCACGUGGUUGUUUGAAUUUUAUUUUUAAUACCUGCAUUGCGAUGGUGGAUUUUUACAAGCAAUGAUCAUGAUGUGAAGUGAGUUCCGAUUUUUUGAUUUUGUCUUUAAAUUCCCAAUGGAUUCCAUGUGAGAUAGCGUUUGAGACAUGGCUUUGGUUUUAUAGACGAGAAAUAAUAAUAAUAAUAAUAAUAAUAAUAAUAAUGAUAAUAAAAAAUAAAUACAUUAAAAAAACAAAAAGGUUGAGAGCUGAAGUGUCCUGACGGGGAUUGGAGGUCUGCAAAGCUUUGGCCUUACUGACAGUUAAUUUUUUUUCUUUUAUAUUUAAGAAAAGACAAACAUUUAUAUAGGUGUUUCACUACCUCUCAUGUUGGUUAAUUUAUUUCACAUCUAGUUGUCAAUGUACAAGUUGUUUUUAUUGUUUUUUUAGAUCUACUUGAAGCCUAACACUGUAAACAACUCUGUGUAAAUGACCAGAGAGGUAGAAGAGAAGCCUGGGCCUAGUCGACAUGAUAAUUCUGAAUAUUAUUUUUGUUUAUGUGUAUGUUUGCUUUGAAUUGUGUUGAGCUGAACUAGAUUUUGCAUCUCUAUAAAGAAUUCAGGAAUCCACUGUUUAAGGGCUAAUCCCAUUUUUGCCUAUGCAAAUCUGUUACUGUGGGUGAGUUCAGAGAGGGCGCGCCGGCGCUCCUCUCAGCUGUGUUAGACGGACCAUGGUUUACAUUGCCCUUUGCUGGUUUUCUUCAAUCCUGUUCAGCAAAAAUGUACUCUUAUAAUCAAGUAAUAUAGACAGAAGAGAGUAUAUGCCUUUAUGAUGAUUAAAAAAAACAAGAAACCUUGUUUAAAAGAACUUUUAACGUGUUGUCUUGACGUCGAGCGGCCGAGCGCUGAGGUUUUUGGUGCGACGCAGCAGUUGGUAGUCGACUUUCAGGCUACGACUUUAGUAGCUGAACUGUGCAGGAUUGCCUGACUGAAAACGUAUUUAUGUGAGGAGCAACCACACUAUCACCUUCACCAACACACCGACACCCAGUCUGGGAGGUCAUACGUGUAUUUGGGCCGUCUAGGUCUUAUUAUUGUCACGUUCAGUGUAACAUUUUGUCAUUUCUUUUAAAGCAAGACCAUGUGACUUUUUGUGGCCAAUCUGUCCCUCCUCCAUUUUGUGUACACACGUUACCAUUCUGGCCCUGUUUACUUCCAUUUUGUAACCCACACACUUAAACUGGUAUAUAUUUUUAUAGUAAUUAUUUUAAUAUGACAAUAAUCAUAAAAAUACUCAAUAACUGAAUUGCAUAUUAGGUUCUUUAGAUUUUAUAUUUUAUAUUACACCCUAUUUUCAGUGAUUGGGGUUCUGAUACUGCAGUUCCCCCUCAUGAAAUGUGACUCUUAAUCAAACCAAAAUAACUGGACAAUAUAAGAUAAUAACAGAUAAUAAUACAAUAUAAUAAUAACAGACCGCUACAGGAGAUCUUUCCUGCCAACAGUCAUCACUAUCUACCGUAUCUCUUUGAAGAAUUUGAGUUAAUGAGUUACAACAACGUUUAAUUUCCCUUUGGGAUCAAUAAAGCAUUUUUGGAAUUUGAAUUAUCCUGUUGCCAAGUUCUUUAUACAGAAAGUAGCUACUGACUGCCCUAAAAGUUGCUACAAGCUGCUAAAUGUUGUUGAUGCCUAAUUUGCAUAAUUGGCUGUGUGAGGAAAAAUGGUUCAAAAUGUAGAAAAAUGACCUUAAAAAUGUUUAGGAUUCCAAAUUCUUCUGUGGAGUUUUGCUUUUUAAGGUUAUAGCAACCCUCAACAACACAGUCAGUGGUGCCUGACUUCCUCCACUAACGAUACAAUUUCUAGCCCCAUCGUAUUAUUAUAACAUUUUCCUGAACUAGGCCAUGUCUGAAGAGCCCACAGCUGAAGUAGUCUCCAUAAGUCUACGUUAAGUUAGCCACAGAGUGGCGCUGGCAGCUAGUUUCAUUUACCCGUUCUUUCAAAGCAAUUGAAGGGAGAUUGCAUGUGCAAAAAUGUUUCCAUUGCGAAUACAAAUUGAAACAUUUCCAGUGCUGAACUUUCAUUGGGAGACAUCUUUGUUUUAUAUCCAAAGCAACCCAACUGGACAAAAUGACCCCAACACCAAAAUUAUAUGGUCAAUAUUGACAUUUUAAAGCAUAAUUUAGGAAUAAUCCUUUUAUAAAAGCAGCACUUUACUAAAGUCACCUUAUCUGCAAAUUAAUGAAUUGGUUCUAAUUGGACAUUUACCAAUAUUUUUAGGAACUAGGCUUAUUUAAGUUACCUAGUCUUACUUUGAAGGGCUGACCUGAAACAAAUCUGGGAAAUGGGCAAGUGGUGCAGUAAUGGAUACGAGCACUGUCCAUUAGCCACGUAAACUAAAUAAAUAUAAUUUAAAAAAUCUCCACUUUCCAUUUAAUUUAAUUUUUUUUUUUAAUGAUCUUUUUCUUUUUUACCUUCUUGGUGUCUGCCAGCACACACUGCACAUUUGUUGCGACUUUGUAACCAACCAGAGCAGCACAGUGUCAUCAGCAAACAGUGCCAACUUCCUUCUACUUCUCGUAGCCACAUCCACUUAGACUAUCACUGUGUUAAUACAGUAGCGUUUAUAUGGAGCGGAUUCAGGUUAUUUUUACUUGUUUUUUAAUUUUAAACCAGCCUCAUUCACCUUGUAUCAAGUUAGCACCUAAUGUCGCUUUUAUUUAUUUACUAUUUAUUGGAAUUCGAAGGUUGGGAGGUGAGUUUUCGCUUGACCUCCAACCAAAACAAAAAAAACAACAAAAAAAAAAAAACAGUUUAAUCUCUUUUUAUCUAACAGUCCAUACCCGUGGCUAACGAAGGACAAGCUUGUUGACUGAUGGCGGUUCGGGUUUUCCCUCAGUUGGGUACGGUGCCUCUUUAUGCUUUACAACAGACCUCAAGACCUCGUUCUGUCUCACUUCUGGGUCUGUCUCACUUUCUGUGUGUCGGGUCCUCACUUUCAUUUUUUUUUUUUUUUUUGCCAUGUCUUGAAAGCAUGGCGUCACACAUGACAUCACUGAAGGCAGUCGAGGCGGAAACGGCCCCAUUUAGCAGCAAAAAACCCCAACAAAAACGACGACGCUAAUGCUGUGUUCCUCGUACACGAGUCCCCUCUCCCUCAUCCGGUCUUUUUCGUGCCUCUUCCUGAGGCGUUUGUGCUUCUUUAGGGAAGAGAUCACGUCUGUGUAGGUGCUCCUUGAAGUUGGCUAGGAACAGUUUAAGGCAAUCACUUUUCUCUUUAUUGAUUUAGAUGCCUAAACUUCUUGGUUUUUGUCAUGCCUUUGUAGAUAGACCGCAGCUGUCGAGGAACAAGCUGCGAACGAGAACAUUGAAAAGACGAGUCACUUUAGACUAUUUUAAAAGUGACACUUUUUUCUAUUCAGCAUGCUUUGUGCUAAAUAAAUGAAAUAAUUCAGUUAUUUGCUAUAAACGAUACUGUAUGAGUAUGUAUUCCAGUACUGCAGUAUGCAGACAUUUCAAAAUAUGAGAAACUCUUUUAAGAGGUUCAUAUUUUUCUUCUAGUAUGUUUGACUAAUAGAGACAGCUAUGGGUACUUAAUUAUAGUUUCGAGUGUUUCAUGAAUUGCCAGAAUGACGUAAUGACCCUCUUUGUUUUUUUUUGUUUUUUUUAAAUGAUCUACAGUCUUCGGCUGUUGUCACACGCAUGAUUCAAAGAGCUUUUCCAAGACGGGAACGUUUGAUCAAGAUUUCUGUCUCACAAGAAUUCCCUGGCUACUUUACAACACUUGGGAAAAAUGAAAAAAAGACUGAUUGUUUUGUUUAUGCAAAUGAAGACAUUUUGGAUCUUUGUGGUCGUUUACAGUUGUGUUCAAAAUAAUAGUUUGUUGAAGAAAAAUGAGUAGAUCUCAAAAUAUUUGUAAUACAUUUUUAUUUUCGUACAAUGACAUGCACUGCACCUGUGAUUUCAAAUCAGAACAAAACACAUUUGUUAUUACUCUACUCUACAGGAAGCAGGGGGAAUCAUAUAGAUAGACCUUUUGAGGAUUUAACGUUCCUUUGACUAACUGAACUAAUGUGAAGUUCUGGAACAACUAUUUCUGGAAUGGCUCCAGAUCUGUGUUGAAUGAAGUUGACCAACUUCAGAUGAUUGGACUACAUUCCACUACUCCAAGGCCUUUGUCUUUUUUUUUAGGUUUUGCCUUACAAACAUCAUGUUAGCUUACUGAUAGAUUACUUUCAGUCUGUAGAUUGGGAUGAACACACCAUAAAGUCAAUCUUUCUGGUCUGGAACUAAGAUACAGUCUGCUUGCUGGUGUAUUUGUGGUCAUUGUCCUUCUGAAACACCAGUUUUAAGGGCGUUCCCUACAACACAACGUCAGUUUAGUUGUCGUUUAACUGCUCCAUUAUCCCUUGUGUUACAUAAAUAGGCCCAACAUUACAGAGCGACAAACAUCCACAUAAUGAGCCCCCAAUCUUACUUCCAUCAGUCCAGACCAGUCAUUGUGCUCUCGGUCAAAAUGUAACCUCGUCACCUGUUCGCUUCAGACUUUCUGGCUUCUUCUAGGCUUCUUCCAACUGCUACAGCACUCAGAGGUAACUCCUUUGGGGUUCGGUUUUCAUUUUAAAGCGUUUGAAAUCAUUUUAGCUGGAGAGGCUAUCGUUUUCUGCUGUACUUUAUCCAUUUUGGUGCCUCCCCAGUUUACUUUAUCCAUUUCAGGAACAACCCAUUUAACGAAUUCAAUGAAUGUCCUCAUCGAUUGAACUCCACACUGACAUUAAUUUGAUCACACCCUUUGAAAUAGAGGUUCAAUUACAUAGCUAGCAGCAGGCGUGUUAAGGGAUUGAGCUAGCUAUUGUUUUGAACACAGCUGUAUGUUUUAAAUAUAUAAAAGCGGAGUUGGUGGACUCACUGACAUUUUCAGAAGUAAAAUAUAUAGAUUUUUUUUAAAAAGUCUCUAUAGACACACAUAUUUGAGUCAUGCUGAUAACAUCUCAAAGCACUGUGCUCCGACUAUUCAGGGUUUGUGUUGCUCCAGAAUAUGAUUGCUGUUCAUCAUGACCUUGAGAUGUACAGUACACUGGGGCAAAACUGAAAAUCUACUUGGAACUGUAGCAUGGAACAGACUCGUUUACCCUCAUCGUGCAGCAACAUAACGCUGUGCUACAAAAGCUAAGUGUGAACACUGUUCAAAACACUUAGCUUUACAUGACUUACAUUCUUCUAAAUUAGGUUAGUAUUGGAAAACCCAUGCAUGAUAGUGCAGUUUGGAUAUUAUUUGCACUCCAGUGUUUGUAGACAUCUAGAUAUAAAAUAAAGUAAAAAAAACAUUUACUGUUAAAGUUGUUGUAAAAGAAACAGUUGUCAAACUGGUGUGGAAAUGUAACAGAGUGGAGUUAGAGAAGCAAAUUAAAUCAGAUUUCCACAUAUAACGUGAAGCUAGCAGCAGGUUGCUAGGCUCAAAACUAGCAAGCUAAAGCUAGUCACCUUAAACGUCUGUACUCACUUUGUAAGCCAAUUUUUAUUUGUUCUGUUUUGUUUGGACAAGAAUUAGCUAUCCAAAAAUAAUUUUAUGAUUUGUGGCUGCAAAAUUAUUCAACUUUGUCCCAUGACAGAUCAAGGUGAGCUGAGCUAACUAGCUGCUAGCUUGGCCUUCGUUUGACUUGGAGCUUAAAUGAGCACUUUUGCAAAAAUGUUAUUCAAAACAUAUAGAAAAAGUUGUUGAGUAAUGUAAAAGUUGCAAAAGAGAAUGGGUUGGAAAAUCAAAAUUGGGUUUUUUUGUGGGCACUAUAACUGUCCAGCAGAGUACAGAAUCAGCGCUUCUCGGUGGAUAUAAUGUGCCAUAUUUAUAACGUGUCUUUGGAUAUAGUAUAAAGAGGUCAAAAGAAAUUGUUGGAAUGUUUAAUCGCAAGUUCUGUUGCACUAAAAUAAUCCUGUUACACGUCCUACUUACGUUGGCUGUCACUGAUUUGUUUGGUUUCUCGGAACCGUCCCUCCACCAACCUCUGUAAACCGGUGAUGGACAUUUUCCAACACGCCUCAUACAGGUGGCAAGUGAUCACACCGUUUCCAACAAAACAAACAAACAAAAAAAACUGUAAGAAGAUGCUGUACACCAUUUCUGAUUUCUUCGUGUGCUGGACCAGUCACAUUUUAUCUCAAAAGACACAAAAGUCGUCCUUUGAACCUUACAUGAGUUAUUGUCACAUUAGCAUCCUGCCCAUGUUGUGGUACAUUUUACUCUACUUAUCUUCUAUGUCUGUCUUUGUUUACAUGAUGACAUUUUGCAUUAAGAGAGAACUACAGUCUAUGGUUACUGCCCUUGAAUAUCUGUAAUUUGAAUAGUGCUGCUAGAGAGAGAAAUCUAAAUGUAACAACUUACAAUAAAGAGUUUAUUAAUAGAUUUUU
Messenger RNA from Xiphophorus hellerii (green swordtail), 11188 nucleotides. It is a transcript of the gene rgs17, whose product is annotated as regulator of G protein signaling 17. The coding region runs from base 606 to 1235 and encodes 209 amino acids. The record is from RefSeq and is a predicted model, not a curated record. The transcript has 6 exons. Lineage: Eukaryota; Metazoa; Chordata; Actinopteri; Cyprinodontiformes; Poeciliidae.